Messenger RNA from Stylonychia lemnae, 3738 nucleotides. The record is from the annotation of a GenBank genome assembly. Lineage: Eukaryota; Ciliophora; Spirotrichea; Sporadotrichida; Oxytrichidae.
AUGAUAAUUAAGAAAAAGGCAGCAAACUUAAUCAACCAAUGCAUCCACAAGCAAGUCAGACUCGCCUAGUAACCCUGUAAUAAGUUUAGCAGUAGAAGCAAUAACGACGGAGGAUGGCCUAGCUCAAGUGGAGCUCCUCAAAUGCAAGUGUAGCUUGCAAACAAAGGCAAUCAGUUCGAUAGAAAUCAAUAAAGUUCGUCCUCCCCUUUUAAUGUGAGAAUAAAUGGAGCUCCUAAUAACAUAAACAAAGAGAGAGAAGACGCUAAUAAUAAUGUUGAAUUCAAUAACUAACCAGAGCAGAACAAAUCUUUUACCUCAAAGUACUAUGAUAUCAAGACGCAGGAAAUCCACGAGUUCUUGUAACUUUACAAAAUAAGAUAUCAACUGCAAGGCAGCGAAAUAGUCAUUUAUACUUGCCCACUUUGCAUGAAACCUCAUAAUAAUGACCCAAAAAAUAUGAAUACUUGUCGUAUUAAUGCUAUUAAAGGAUUCUUCAACUGCUUUAGAUGCGGUAGCUCAGGAUCUUGGUAUGGCUUCAAGAACAAAAUACUUCACAACCACUUUGGUACUUCCCCUGAGGAUCUGGUAUUCAAAGCUGAUUAGUCACCAGGGACUAAAUAGUUUACAGAAGGCUUCUAAUUUAAAUAGGAUUGGCUUCCUGACUACUCUCAAAGAAACUAAGAUAGAUAUGAGAUUGAAGAUGCUCACAAAGUAUUUAUCUAAUUGAAAAGGAAUAUUUAUCCAGAAAUUAACGAGUACUUGACAGGAACAAAAGAUCCUUCAGAGUAGCGUUACUUAAAAAAAGAAACCCUUGAAAUCUACAGAAUUGGUGUGGGUAAGGAGAAAUUUAGAAACAGCAAUGACUAGCUUAGUUUUUUAGACUCAGUAUAUUUUCCUCUAUAUGCUCCUAAAUCCAAAAAAACAAAGCAAAAAAAAGACAAAUAGAAAGUAGAAGAUUUUGGAAAGAAUCAAUCAACUCUAGAGUAUGAAAAAAAUUAGAAAGAAAAUGCAGAAAGAGAAAUAAAUACUGAAGAAUAUGAAAUGGUUAAGAUGAAGAUUAGAGCUAUUGGAUCUGAAAAUAAGGCUAAUAUGAGAUUUCUGCCUGUUGGAAUCAUCACUGAAGGGGAGUAUGAUGCCAUGGCUGUUUAUCAAGAGACUGGAUUACCAGCAAUUAGUUUGCCGAAUGGAGCAAAUCACUUGCCAGUAUAAUUCAUACCCUUUUUAGAGAGAUUUGAAAGAAUUUACCUGUGGAUGGAUGCUGAUGAAGUAGGAAGAAUUGCUGCUGAAAAAUUUUCUAACAAAUUAGGACAAAUGAGGACAAUAAUUAUAGAUACUAAAAUGUAUGAUGAAAAUGGUCCUAAAGACGCAAAUGAUGCUUUGAGGAGAGGAAUAGACUUUAAAAAAAUAUUUCAAGAAAAUUCCAGAAGACUUGGUGAUUAAAACCUUUUGACUGUCUUUGAUUUAAGGGACAAAAUUGUAAAGAGAAUUAUGAAUUAUCAAGAACUAACUGGUAUUUAGUCAAAAUACUUCACAUUUUACAACAGGACAUUGAAAGGUUUUCGUAGAGGUGAGAUGAGUAUUUUAACAGGAGCUACUGGAUCAGGUAAAACUACUUUUCUUUCCCAACUAUCAAUCGAUUUUGUGAGUCAGGGUGUGCCAACUCUGUGGGGAAGUUUUGAAAUAAAAAAUGAGAUCUUAGCCUCAACAAUGCUCCAGUAAUAUACCAGAUAAAAACUGACAAAUGAAAGCAUGGAGAAAAUAGAUUAGCAUAUAGAAUAAUUUGGGCUACACCCUCUCUAUUUCUUGAAUUUUUAUGGUUCAACUCACAUUGAUCUAUUAAUAGAGACGCUUAACUAUGCAAUUUACAACUAUGAUAUUCAGUUUAUUUGUCUUGAUAAUUUGCAGUUUAUGCUGUCUUAAUAAGCUCAAGGGACAUUUAAAUUCGAUUUAUAAGACAAAGUAGCUUCUUAUCUCCGUUAAUUAGCUACAGAUAAAAAUAUUCAUAUUGCAGUAGUAGUUCAUCCCAAAAAAGUAGAGGACGACAAUAACUUAACAGUUGGCUCAAUUUUUGGAACAGCUAAAAUUACUUAGGAAGCUGACUCAGUACUUAUUCUUUAGAAACAUAAUGUACCUGGUUUGAGGACAAUAUAAGUCAAGAAAAAUCGUUUUGAUGGAGAAGUAGGUGAAGUAUCUAUGCUUUAUAAUCAAGAAAAUAAGCGAUACUUUGAGCUAACUCCUGAGGAGAAAACCUCACUCCUACUGAAAAAUGGGAGUUCUUAAAAUAUCAUCAAGUAAAGGAAAUUAAAGUAUGGUGAUGUAGAGCCUGCUUUACUAAAAGAUAAGGUUGAUGUAAAAAUAGAGAAACCUUCUAAAUCUAAAACCAUAAAAAACAAAGUCUCAGAAAUAGCGAAAAAGGAUUUGAAUUUUCAUGGAAAAUUAAGGGAACAUAUCAACAAAAAAGAACCAGAAGAAAAUUUAAUUAAUCAAAAGAAUAGCCACAUUUAUCACACUUCUGAUAAUUCAAGUAACUCUAGUGGCUCUGAUAAUGAAGGAGGAGAAGGAAGUAAAGGUAGAUCAGUAAGCAGUGAUUUUACUGGCUCAAUGAUGGAAAUCACAGCUGCAAGUGAAUUUCCAGAAAUAUAAGUAGACGAACUAAAAUCAAUUGUUAUUGAUGAUAAUGAUCUAUUAGCUCCGCCAGAGGAUCUUAGUGUUACAGAAAUUGAGGUUGAAAUGUCAAUGAGAUAAGAAAGAGCUUUGACUUAAGAAGAGUCUUCUAAUCUCCGAAAAUAAUACUCUUAAGAAAUGCUCAAUGACUAAUCAUAGCCAAUAACUCCAUAAUAGUAGUAAGCUUGGGAAGUCCACUUUAAAAGGAUUAAUGAACAAAGUCUUGAGUUUAAGUCAACUGAAAGAUUUUAUUACAAAAGAUACGAUUCAUUAGCUUAAGUAUUGAAAACUAAUUCUUUCAACAUUGAUCCUAGCAAUAUAGUCGGUAAUUAUGAUGAAAAUAAUGAAGAAUCUCAAAACAUUGAGGAAGAGAAUAAAUAGGGGAAAUCAGAUCAAGGCAAGAAUCUAAGUCAGUAGAUCUUAUAAAAUGAUAAACAAGCAACUAAUACUAGAAAUUUUAGCAAAAAAACCACUUAUAAAUCGUCCGAGAGCAAUAUGUUUGAAUCAAAAUAAAUGCAGCUAAAUAAAAAAUAAAGCAAUCCAUCAGUUGAUUAUAUUAAUUACAGAUAUACCUAGACUGGAAUAAUAUAAGAUGAAGCCUUGAGAGAAAUUUCAAUUAAAUAAGAAGAAUAUCUUGAACUUGAUAAAAUACUUAGGCCGAAAUUCUUAAAAGAAGUGAAAUUUAUCGAGUCUUUCUUCAAGGAUGGAAGAGUCAAAUCUAGAGAGGAGGUCGAAUCAUCAUCAAGCAAAAGGACAAAUUAUUCAAGAGCCUAUUAUGAAGAGUAUUAAUUGAUAUAAUAAAAAAACAACGAUGACUAUGAUCCAAUCGCUAUAAUAUAAGACUCAGAUAAUGAAGUGGAAAUAAAAUCAAGACAAGGACUUAUAAAUGAGAAGUUUGAUAUAAAACACUUGGAAAGAUCAAUUGAAAACGAAAUAUAGGAAUAGAUUGAGGACGAUCUCAAUCGUGAAAUUGAAUAGGAUUAGGAAAAUCUUAAUCAAAGGAUGUUGAGGAGUAUGAAUGAGGAGGAAAAAACCAAGCGUAUAAAGGAACUUUUAAGCAAGGCAGCAAAAUGA